Daphnia pulex (common water flea) is the source of this 4173-nucleotide messenger RNA. It is a transcript of the gene RecQ4, whose product is annotated as ATP-dependent DNA helicase Q4-like. The transcript has 5 exons. Gene Ontology annotation, molecular function: four-way junction helicase activity; zinc ion binding; nucleic acid binding. Lineage: Eukaryota; Metazoa; Arthropoda; Branchiopoda; Diplostraca; Daphniidae. Gene Ontology annotation, cellular component: chromosome; cytoplasm; nucleus. Gene Ontology annotation, biological process: double-strand break repair via homologous recombination; DNA replication. Bases 125 to 3913 code for a protein of 1262 amino acids. The record is from RefSeq and is a predicted model, not a curated record.
UGUGAGACAAGCAGAACACAGACAAAACCCGGGAAAACACCAAAACAAUACGUAACAGACAAUCCCCUAUCCCGCAGUGCCUCGUUUGUCUUGAUAUUUUUUAGACCGAUAAAGUUUUAAAGAAAUGGAAAAAUUUGAUGAUUUACUUGUUGAUAGCAAAAGGACAAUCAACAAGUGGGAACACGAAUUUCAGAAAACAAAUGGAAGGAAACCGUCAAAGGAGGAUUUCAAAAUUGCCCCUUGUGAAGUGACAGAAGCCUACAAAGUCUAUUACAAAAUCAAAAAGAAACAAGAGCUAGUCAAGAAUGAAGCAUCUCCUGAAUCACAAGCCAAUAACUCAAUGCGUUCCCAGAAUGAUGAGGAUGUGCCCAUAAAGGAAGUACCUAUUAAGGACCCAGAGAUGGAUCCUGGACCUUCAAUUUGGGGAGAGCACUUAAACAAACAUAAACUUGAUCAAGAGAUAGCCAAACCAAAAAUUGCUUCCUCGGGGACCAAUUCUCCUACGUAUUCCAAGCUGACUGAAAAGCUGAUGAAAGGUGCCAAGAUCAAUAUUAGGACUAGCCUCACUCGCAAACUUGUCAGCAAAUCCAUCAGCUCUCCAGUAAUCAAAUUUAACGAUAGCCAGCUCAACAGCAGUCAGUUGAGUGAAGCCUGUGAUAGUGAACACAAUAGCAGUUUAUUUCCCAGUCCUGAAGAGGAUCGACCGUUUCCCGUGAUUCACGGCAAGAGAGACGAGAAUCAACCCGGUCCCGUGAAUGGUGAAGCAAAGAGGGAAGAGCCUCCUGAAUUGAUUAAAGGUUUUAAUAAACCUAAAAUCGUUCAGCACCAAGUCAUCCACAAGCAACCGUUCAGCUUGACUAUGGCACGCCAACGAAUCGCCAGCAGACAAGUGGAUCUCCAAUGGCUAGAUGAUUGCUUAGUGGAAGGCGGAUGCACCGUCCCGAGUAAACCGGAAGUCGUCGAAGACCAGGAUGUCAUUUAUUCCACAGACGAUGAAGCUCCUAAACCCAAAAAAUCCCCUACCACCUCGUCGAAAGCCCCACAAUCUACCGUCAAUCAAGUAACUCCUCCACCGACCGUCAAAAAACGUAAAUUCGAGCCCGACCAAGUUCCUGAAUGCAGCCAAAAGAAACCCAGGAUAGAUCCAUCGCCCGAAGAAGAUAAUGCCCAGGAAAACACGCUCGAUCCAAUGAAACAAAACAGUUCAAAUUCUCCUGAAACUAAACCUGUGAAACGUGCAGCUAAAUUGAACGCAACAGACGCAGCCAAACAGGAAAGACUCGUCAGUAAAAUGGCGUCGGGUACGGCCAACCAAAAUUACGUGCGAAUCAACCUGAAGAAGAAAGUGUUUGUCCGCGGGAAGAAAACCCAAACGGGAGGAUCGUACAAGCGACAGCAAUGGAAACAAAGGCAGAACGGUGGAUCAGGUGGUGGCGGUGGUGGAAAAGGAAAUUACACAGGUGGUGGUGGUGGCGGUGGAGGGAAAGACAAGUACAAAAUGGCCUCGAAAUGUCGUCGAUGCGGAGAAAUUGGUCACUGGGCCAAAUCCUGCAUGAGCGAUAAACUCUUGUCCAUGGAAGAAUUGAAGGAGCAAGGAGACGAGGAAAACCUCGAAUUCCCAACGCUGGAAGAAGCCAUGGAAAAAGCGGAAGAAGGAACUAGCAAACAGAAAAAGAAGAUUGAACCGCUCAGUAAGGAAGGGGAAGAAGAUUUGCAAUUGGUGGAACUGCCUAAAAUCAAUCAAGUCGAACCGUAUUGCUCCCCCGGCGAUCCUGUUCCGCCGAUCGUCAUGGAAACGCUGAAAAAAUUCGGUCACUCCAGCUUCCGUCCAGGCCAGGAAGAAGUUGUGAUGCGGAUUCUUUCCGGAAAGUCAACUUUGGUUGUACAGAGCACCGGUGCGGGUAAGAGUUUGUGUUAUCAGCUGCCAGCCGUGAUCUACGCCCAGCGUUCACCUUGUGUCACCAUCGUCGUCUCGCCAUUGGUUUCGCUGAUGGAAGAUCAAGUGUCAAACCUUCCGUCUUUCGUCAAGGGCAUUUGUCUCCACUCUGGCCAAUCGGAAGGGUUCAGGCAGAAAAAUCUCCAACUUUUACAGUCAGGUGCAAUUCAAAUUCUCCUCCUGUCAGCCGAGGCGGUCACCUCCACCGGUCCGUUCGGAUUAAUUACACUCUUGCGCACCUGCCUACCACCUAUCGCUUUUGUUUGCGUCGACGAAGCUCAUUGCGUAUCGCAAUGGUCGCACAAUUUCCGUCCGUCUUAUCUCCGAAUCUGCAAGGUUCUCAGAGAUAAAAUGAAUAUCCAAACUAUUUUAGGACUUACAGCCACGGCUCCCAAGUCUACUCUGAGGAGUAUCGCCGACAAUCUGGGCGUUGACAACGAGAACGGAGUGAUCCGGGGUGUGUUGCUGCCAAGCAAUCUUUAUUUGUCAGUUUCACGUGAUAAGGAUCGUGACGCAGCUCUGAUCCAACUCCUGGAAGGCAGUCGCUUCGCCAACUUUGACGCCAUCAUUAUUUACUGUAUCAGACGGGAGGAAUGCGAGCGGCUGGCCACUCUACUCCGAACCUAUUUGAAAGAUCCUGUCAAGGAUUUGGAGAGCAAAGGAGGCGGUCGUCGUCGAGGCAUAUCCUGGAGCGCUGAAGCCUAUCACGCAGGAUUGACAGCAGCUCGACGAAGUUCUGUGCAGAAACAAUUCAUGACGGGCAAGAUGAAAAUAGUCGUGGCCACCGUAGCCUUUGGAAUGGGUAUCAACAAGUCCGACAUCCGGGCCAUCAUCCACUACAACGCUCCGAAAAAUUUCGAAAAUUACGUCCAGGAAAUCGGUCGAGCUGGACGUGAUGGUUUACCUGCUCACUGCCACGUUUUCCUCAACUCGGAGGGAAGAGAUUUACAAGAAUUGAAGAGAUUCAUUUACGCCAAUUCCACUGAUCGUCACGUUUUAAGAAAAUUGAUGAGAAAGAUUUUACCGGAACCUUGCGAUUGCCGGAAAGAAGACGGUUCCGGCGAAUGCAAAGGUCACGAAGUGGCCAUGGUUAUUGAGUCGACCAUUCAAGAGCUGGAUAUGCCGGAAGAGAAUAUUGCGACGCUACUCUGCCACUUGGAAUCUCACCCGUCUCGCUGGGUCCUUGAAGUGGGUUCAAAAGUUUACGCUACGUGCACUGUCCGGUGCUACGGAGGACUCCUCCAGCUGAAAAUGGCCGCCAGAGAGUGUCCGGCUCUAGGUGCAGCCCUUGCCCUACAGAAAGCGGAUACGACAGCCGUCCGGACCUUCGCCGUUGUCGACGUUGCCCGCCGAAUAGGAUGGGAAAGCGGCGCUGUCAAACGUCAGUUGAAAUCACUGGAAUGGGAUCGUUCGGCCGUCGCCAUCGGUGGUAAACCGAGACGUUCGGGCAUCUUGGUGGAGUUUAGCGACCUGGCGUUCCACCUGCACGUCCGCGGAGAUCUUUCAGAGGCUGAGCAAGAUGCCGCUUUAGAGUUCAUCCAUCAGCGCUGCAUGAAUCGCGAGGCCACUGAAAUUCAGCAGCUCCAGCGCAUCCAUCAAGCGUUGCUCAGUAUUUCUCACUCCCAAUCAAUUUCCUGCUGUGAGACGGUGGACGAGACCAAGAGCGACAAAUUGCGGAGUUUCAUCAAAGAUUAUUUCGAAGAAGAAGCUGGAGCUUGUCAACCUGUUGAAGAGGUCGUCCUCUGUCCGGACAAUCAAGAGCAAUUCAUCCGGGCCACCAUCCGCAGUUUGAUUCUCAAUUACCGUGAUCAGACUUUCACCGCCCGAUCUAUCGCCAGGAUCCUUCACGGCAUCUCCAGUCCGUGUUAUCCGGCAGAAAUUUGGGGUAAAGCCCGUCAACAUUGGCGUGCCCAGCUUCACCAAGAUUUUAACCUCCUCGUCCGGAUGGGCGCCCAAGAAUUGCUAGCUCUAAAAUGAUGAUUGCUAUACUUUUUAAAAAAAUGAAUUUUUAGCUUAAUUUUCUCUUUUUUUCUUGUAUUGAUACAUUUUUGAGACGAACAUAAAAUAUUUAAUUCCUUAGCCAAAUUGUCAAUUAUUUAAAAAAAAAUACCGCCACCCCAAUUACUUUGUUCGAGGGACAAACUAUUUUUAAAAAUGUAAGGGGAAAAAUAUAUAAACUUAUUUAGUCAUGUGGGUACUAGGCAACCACCAUUUUCUAUAUGUCAAAAGUAGGUACC